CAGUGGCCUGCCACCUUCGCGGAUAAUAUGACCUAGGUCGCGAUCGGUUGCCAUCUGCUCCUGCGAAUAACCUUUAGCGUUAUAGCUUUUUUCCCCUGAAUAUUGGCACUUAUCUUCUGAACCACCGUCGUCGGCCGCCAUCGGCUGUGCAGAGCUGGCAAAGCGAUGGAGCUGGAGCCGGGCAGACACACCGAAGCGCGACACGUCGGGUAUGCUCACCUACCUGAUGCCGUUCUACCUGUGCCCCGUGCUCUACCCUGGCACCAAGGAAAGCAAGUGCUUCUACUGCGUCCUGCUGAUGAUGUCCUGGUGGCAAGUUCGCCCCAUUCCCAGGCCAGUCCUGGCCUUCCUGCCGGCUAUCGCGUUGCCACUGCUCGGCAUCAUGGGACACGACCAAGUCGCCACCAAUUAUUUCUCGGUGGACGUUCUGACGACCAUGCUCCUGCUUUGGCUCGUGCUGGUGAGCGACGAAACGUCGACCGUCGGUCGGCUCACCUACGCACUCGUGGGCCGCUUCGGAAGCCGCGCCGGGCCGGUGCUCGUGCUACUGACGGCCUCGACGUUCGUGGCCUCGCUGGUGCUGCCGCAAAGCCUCGUGACCGUGUUCGUCACGUGUCUCGUGGAGCGCCUCUGCAACUUCGUGCGCAAGGAAGGCCUGCAGGACGCGCAGCGCUGCCUCGACCGCGCCGUCGCCGAAGACACCACGGGCCGACCGUGCGAUGUGGACACACUGAUGCUGUACGAGGAGCUGGCCGUGGCCCUGUGGAAACGUCACCGCAUGGGCCUCGCCGACCAGGACUCGGUCGAGUGUUGGGACGCCGACAAGCGCGGCACGGAUAGCCCGGAUUCCAGGAGACUCGGGGCGCUGAAGCGCAAGAUGUCCAUCCUCAAGCCCUCCAAGUCUGCAGCCGCACAGGACGUCGCUGGAGCGGGCACGCCCAGCGCGACCCGGUUCGCCGCCGACCUCCCGCCGGGCAAGGCGUCGACACCCCCGAACGAGUCGAAGCCGUCGGAAGGCAAGCUGAUCCGUGCCAAGCGUCGUCGUCAAUCGUUCGCCGACAAGCCUCACGUGUUCGAGUACAACGAGUACCGUCGCGUGACCCACGACAUGCCGGCCUCGCAGCAGGAGGAGCCCAACACCAGCCGCACAUCUAACCCCAGCCCUUGGUUCACGCCGUCGCAACAAUCGUCCGUCUCCUUGCGUGCCUCGUUUGGGAAGCCGGCAUCUUUCACCGCGGCCCGAACUGCCGGAGAAGACGCACACGUUACGGAAGCCACGUCCUCGAACCAUGGGUCCUCGGUGUCGCCGACCAGGGCUCCGAAGGUCAUCGGCGUCGCGGCGAGUGGCUCCGCUGUCGCCUUCGCCAAAGCCGCCGCGCCAUCCGAAUCGGCGACCCAGUGUCGUCUGCGAACAUUCCAGACGACGUGGAGGAGGAUCCCGAAGAGCUACGCAUCUUCGGUCAAUGGCUUUGCCCCGGUCGCGUCUCCGCACAUGGUGUCGCUGUAUAUUCUAGGCAUUAGUGUCGCCGGCGUCGUCGAACCCAUCACCUCAACACUUUGCAACAGCGCCGUCAUGCUCCGGCGCAACCAGGAGGUCCUGGCAGCCCUGUGCGUAUGCGGCAGCAUGACAAGCGUGGCCGGUAGCAUCGCCAGCUACUGGUUCACGCCGGCCGCCGAAGCCAUCGCCGCCAACAUGGACAGCUCUUCGUUGUCCUUCUGGAGUUGGACUCUGAUCACGCUGCCGGUGUCGCUGGCAGCAUCGGCUUUGUCCUCCGUCUGCGUCUACUACGGCACCCUGCAAGCCCAUGAGAGCAAGCUCAACGAAGAUGCAGAGGAACUGAUCCGCUGCUACGCCAAGCUGAAACUGGGCAGACUGGAGAGAUGCGAGCAAGUGCACCCAAUCUUCGAACGACUAAUUCUGCUGUUCUGGAUCGGCUACUCUGGAAGUACAAUCUGGUGUAGAUUCAUACACAGACAAGACCUCACCACGUGCAUCUUGGGUGGCAUCGUGCUGCUGGCGUCCACGGCACUCAGCUCCCGGCCGGGUGGCCGCGCGCCGGCAAGCAGCACGAGCCCGAGCCGGUUCCGGAGCAACGUGGACGUGGACGGGGACGACACGCCCGACUUUCGGCCCCACGGAUUCGAUCGCGGUCUCGCCUCGUUUGCCAGCCGCCUGCCGUGGGGCGUCAUCGUGAUUUACGGCGCCGCGUCGGUCAUCACGCGAGUCGCCCAGACGACGGGCGUGGCCAAGGUGGCGUUCGACACCAAGUUCUGGAGCGAGCAGUCGGACCUAGUCAAGCAGGUGCUGCUCACCAUCGCGUCGUCGCUCAUGGCCGAGUUCAUGAAUGCGGCCACGCUCUGCGACGCCAUCUUGCCCAUGGUCGUCAGCCUUUCCACGGACACGGAGCAUGACGCCUUGUAUUUCGGCUUGCCAGUGGCAGUGGGCGCCUCGGUGAACACCAUCAUGCCGGUCUCGCUGCCGCUGGUCAUGCUCCACGACAUGGCGCCGGUCACGCGCAAGCAGCUGAUCCUGACAGGAGCCUUCGUGAAGACCGUGGUGGUGGCCAUCAUUCUUCUCUCGAUGAACACCACGGGAGAAUACGUUUUACACAGCAACAAGCAAUUCAACAACACCGAGGGUCUGCAGACAUUCCUGUUGCGCUAAACCCACUGUAGAGAGACCGCGGGGACAGCGACAUUCUUUUCUGGCUUUCUUUUCUCUCUUUUUUUCACAGUAAAGCGCAGGCUGACAUACAGUGAAUAAAACGCCUUAUUCGACGGCUAAAGCAUGUUUGCAGGUAAAACAAUACGUUGUGCGCUUGA
Molecule: messenger RNA, 2823 nt
Organism: Dermacentor andersoni
Lineage: Eukaryota; Metazoa; Arthropoda; Arachnida; Ixodida; Ixodidae
Source: RefSeq, a predicted model, not a curated record